CAUUCGUCACUAAUUGGGUUGUCCCAAAAGGAAGCCCACCUACUUCUAUUGACCCGGCCCAUAUUAAGCAAAACAUAUCUCUUCUUCUUCUUCACUCAUACUGUCGGAAGUGGUACGGUUUGCUGUGGCUGGCGGCGCUGUUAAUUGUCGACGGGGAAAAAGUUAAUUGGAGAUCUCAUAUAGAUGGAAACCAAGACAGAUGGAAGUGAUGGAUCCUUGGUUUUAAUCAAGCAAGGAGCUGAGGCUAGGGUAUUUGAGUCGACAUUUGUGGGUAGCAGGAGGUGUAUCAUCAAGGAACGGUUUUCAAAGAAAUACAGGCAUCCGACUUUGGACUCAAAGCUCACCCUUAAACGGUUGAAUGCGGAGGCCAGGUGCAUGACAAAAGCUAGACGGCUUGGUGUUCUUACUCCAGUGCUUUAUGCUGUUGACCCUGUUAUGCAUUCUCUCACCUUUGAAUAUAUUGAAGGUCCUUCUGUGAAAGAUAUAUUGCUUGGCUUUGGACUAGUUGGUGUUGACAAAGAACGGAUGGCUGAUAUUGCAACACAGAUUGGUAAUGCUAUCGGAAAACUACACGAUGGUGGCCUAGUCCAUGGUGAUUUGACAACAUCAAACAUGUUAGUAAGGAAUGCUUCCAAUCAGCUGGUGUUGAUUGACUUUGGUCUAAGCUUUACUUCAACGCUUCCAGAAGAUAAAGCAGUUGAUUUGUAUGUACUAGAACGUGCUUUACUCUCUAUGCACUCUUCUUGUGGAAAUGUGAUGGACCAGAUACUUGCUGCAUAUAGGAAGUCCUCUAAGCAGUGGUCAUCAACUUUGAACAAGCUAGCCGAAGUGAGGCUAAGAGGAAGAAAGCGCACAAUGGUUGGUUGACUCCACGUUGAGUGAAAAGAUCAGAUGCCAUGGAGCAGGAGAAACCGAAUGACUUGCUCAUUGCAAGGAUCAAUCUGUAUUUAUUGUACUCUUGAUUAUUAUCAGUGUGACUGAGGGUACAUGUUUGAAUUUAUGUGUCUACAACUCUCUGUAUUCUUAUUCAACUAUAUAACCAUCAGUCGAACCUACGAUACAUGCUGACAAAUACAGUUAUAAAGUUUUAUUUCACCAA
Molecule: messenger RNA, 1099 nt
Organism: Capsicum annuum
Lineage: Eukaryota; Viridiplantae; Streptophyta; Magnoliopsida; Solanales; Solanaceae
Product: EKC/KEOPS complex subunit bud32
Exons: 8
Coding region: 184-867 (227 amino acids)
Biological process (GO): protein phosphorylation
Cellular component (GO): EKC/KEOPS complex; nucleus; cytosol
Molecular function (GO): ATP binding; protein serine/threonine kinase activity
Source: RefSeq, a predicted model, not a curated record